CGAAGCGGGAAAAACGCUGUUAGGGUUUAACUCAGGCCCUGACUCCUUGAACGAAUUAGCAGAAAAGUCUCCCGCAGGAGCCUGGUUUGGCUCCUACUUUUCGGCCCGCCCAGUUCUCUGAGCGUGCGGCGGACGACGCAGGAACGACUCGGCGCGCGCGCGGGAGCGAGCUUUGAAAGUUGAGCACGGCGGCGGCGAGCCGGCGGCCUGGGGAUCAUGGUGGCGCUGCGGGGCCUUGGUAGCGGCCUGCAGCCGUGGUGUCCGCUGGAUCUUAGACUCGAAUGGGUUGACACAGUGUGGGAACUGGAUUUCACAGAGACUGAACCUUUGGAUCCCAGCAUAGAAGCAGAGAUCAUAGAGACUGGAUUGGAUGCAUUCACAAAACUCUAUGAAAGCCUUUUACCCUUUGCUACUGGAGAACAUGGAUCUAUGGAGAGUGUCUGGACCUUCUUCAUUGAGAACAACGUUUCCCAUAGUACACUGGUGGCAUUGUUCUAUCAUUUUGUUCAAAUAGUUCAUAAGACGAAUGUCAGUGUACGGUAUCGAGAAUAUGGCCUUCACGCCGCUGGGCUUUACUUUUUGCUGCUAGAAGUACCAGGCAGUGUAGCCAAUCAAGUAUUCCACCCAGUGAUGUUUGACAAAUGCAUUCAGACUCUAAAGAAGAGCUGGCCUCAGGAAUCUAACUUGAAUCGGAAAAGAAAGAAAGAACAGCCUAGGAGCUCUCAGGCUAAUCCCGGCAGGCAUAGAAAAAGGGGAAAGCCUCCCAGGAAAGAAGAUAUUGAGAUGGAUGAAAUUAUAGAAGAACAAGAAGAUGAGAACAUUUGUUUUUCUGCCCAGGACCUUUCUCAAAUUCGAAGUGCCAUCUUUCACCUUUUAAAGAAUUUUUUAAGGCUUCUGCCAAAGUUUUCCUUGAAAGAAAAGCCACAAUGUGUACAGAAUUGUAUAGAGGUCUUUGUUUCAUUAACUAAUUUUGAGCCAGUUCUUCAUGAAUAUCAUGUUACACAAGCCAGAGACCUUAACCAAGCAAAAUACAUACCAGAACUGGCUUAUUAUGGAUUGUAUUUGCUGUGCUCUCCCAUUCAUGGAGAAGGAGAUAAGGUUAUCAGUUGUGUUUUCCAUCAAAUGCUCAGUGUAAUAUUAAUGUUAGAAGUUGGUGAAGGAUCCCAUCGUGCCCCCCUUGCUAUUACCUCCCAAGUCAUCAAUUGUAGAAACCAGGCGGUCCAGUUUAUCAGCUCCCUUGUGGAUGAGUUAAAGGAGAGUAUAUUCCCAGUCCUCCGUAUCUUACUGCAGCACAUCUGUGCCAAGGUGGUAGAUAAAUCAGAGUAUCGUACUUUUGCAGCCCAGUCCCUAGUCCAGCUGCUCAGUAAACUUCCUUGUGGGGAGUACGCUAUGUUCAUUGCCUGGCUUUACAAAUACUCCCGAAGUUCCAAGAUCCCACACCGGGUUUUUACUCUUGAUGUUGUCUUAGCUCUGUUAGAACUGCCUGAAAGAGAGGUGGAUAACACCCUCUCCUUGGAGCAUCAGAAGUUCUUAAAGCAUAAGUUCUUGGUGCAGGAAAUUAUGUUUGAUCGUUGCUUAGACAAGGCGCCUACUGUCCGCAGCAAGGCACUGUCCAGCUUUGCACACUGUCUGGAGCUGACUGUUACCAAUGCAUCGGAGAGUAUUCUGGAGCUCCUGAUGAACAGUCCUACAUUUUCAGGAAUAGAGAGUCACUCUGGUACCUUACUGAGAAAUUCAUCAGCUCUUUUCUACCAAAGGCAGACAUCUAACCAUUCCGAACCCUCAGGGGAGAUCAACAUCGACUGCAGUGGUGAAACAGUUGGAUCUGGAGAAAGAUGUGUCAUGGCAAUGCUGAGAAAGAGAAUCAGGGAUGAGAAGACCAACGUUAGGAAGUCUGCACUGCAGGUGUUAGUGAGUAUUUUGAAACACUGUGAUGUCUCGGGCAUGAAGGAAGACCUGUCGAUUCUGCAGGACCAGUGUCGGGACCCUGCGGUGUCUGUCCGGAAGCAGGCCCUCCAGUCUCUUACUGAACUCCUCAUGGCUCAGCCUAGAUGCAUGCAGAUCCAGACAGCCUGGCUGCGGGGGUUGGUCCCGGUGGUGAUGGACUGUGAGAGCACUGUGCAGGAGAAGGCCCUGGAGUGCCUGAACCAGCUGCUGCUGCAGAACAUCCGGCAUCACAGUCAUUUUCACGCUGACGACGACAGCCAGGUCCUCACCUGGGCACUUCUUACUCUCCUCACCACAGAAAGCCAGGAACUGAGCCGAUAUUUAAAUAAGGCUUUUCAUAUCUGGUCCAAGAAAGAAAAAUUCUCAUCCACUUUUGUAAACAAUAUAAUAUCUCACACUGGCACGGAACAUUCGGCACCUGCCUGGAUGCUGCUUUCCAAGAUUGCUGGCUCCUCACCCAGGCUGGACUACCGCAGAAUAAUACAGUCCUGGGAGAAAAUCAGCAGUCAGCAGAAUCCCAAUUCAAACACCUUAGGACACAUUCUGUGUGUGAUGGGGCAUAUUGCAAAGCAUCUUCCUAAGAGCACCCGGGACAAAGUGACUGAUGCUGUCAAGCGUAAGCUGAGUGGAUUUCAGUGGUCUCUAGAGGUGAUCAGUUCGGCUGUGGACGCUUUGCAGAGGCUUUGUAGAGCAUCUGCAGAGACACCAGCAGAGGAGCAGGAAUUGCUGAAGCAGGUGUGUGGGGAUGUCCUCUCCACCUGUGAGCACCGCCUCUCCAACAUCGUUCUGAAGGAGAAUGGAACAGGGAAUAUGGACGAAGACCUGUUGGUGAAGUACAUUUUUACAUUAGGGGAUAUAGCCCAGCUGUGUCCAGCCAGGGUGGAGAAGCGCAUCUUCCUUCUGAUUCAGUCCGUCCUGGCUUCGUCUGCUGAUGCUGACCAUUUACCAUCAUCUCAAGGCAGCAGUGAUGCCCCAGCAUCUCAGCCACCCUCCCAGGUCAGAAGUUCUGUCAUGCCCUCUGUGAUUAGAGCACAUGCUAUCAUUACCUUAGGUAAGUUGUGCUUACAGCAUGAGGAUCUGGCAAAGAAGAGCAUCCCAGCCCUGGUGCGAGAGCUCGAGGUGUGUGAGGACGUGGCUGUCCGCAACAACGUCAUCAUUGUGAUGUGCGAUCUUUGCAUUCGCUACACCAUCAUGGUGGACAAGUAUAUUCCCAACAUCUCCAUGUGUCUGAAGGAUUCUGACCCAUUCAUCCGGAAGCAGACACUCAUCUUGCUUACCAAUCUCUUGCAGGAGGAAUUUGUGAAAUGGAAGGGCUCCCUGUUCUUUCGAUUUGUCAGCACUCUGAUAGAUUCACACCCAGACAUUGCCAGCUUCGGGGAGUUUUGCCUGGCUCACCUGUUACUGAAGAGGAACCCUGUCAUGUUCUUCCAGCACUUCAUUGAGUGUAUUUUUCACUUCAAUAACUAUGAGAAGCAUGAGAAGUAUAACAAGUUUCCCCAGUCCGAGAGAGAGAAGCGGCUGUUUUCAUUGAAGGGAAAGUCAAACAAAGAGAGACGAAUGAAAAUCUACAAAUUUCUUUUAGAGCACUUCACAGAUGAACAGCGAUUCAACAUCACUUCCAAAAUCUGCCUUAGUAUUUUGGCGUGCUUCGCUGAUGGCAUCCUACCCCUGGACCUGGAUGCCAGUGAGUUACUCUCAGACACAUUCGAGGUCCUCAGCUCAAAAGAGAUCAAGCUUUUGGCAAUGAGAUCUAAACCAGACAAGGACCUCCUUAUGGAAGAAGAUGACAUGGCCUUGGCAAAUGUAGUCAUGCAGGAAGCUCAGAAGAAGCUCAUCUCACAAGUUCAGAAGAGAAAUUUCAUAGAAAAUAUUAUUCCAAUUAUCAUCUCCCUGAAGACUGUGCUGGAGAAAAAUAAGAUCCCAGCUUUGCGGGAACUCAUGCAGUAUCUCCGGGAGGUGAUGCAGGAUUACCGAGAUGAGGUCAAGGACUUCUUUGCAGUUGACAAACAGCUGGCAUCAGAGCUUGAGUAUGACAUGAAGAAGUACCAGGAACAGCUGGCUCAGGAGCAAGAGCUGGCAAAACAUGCAGAUGUGACUGGGACGGCUGGAGGUGCCGAGGCGGCACCUGUGGUACAGGUUGCUCCGUGUUUAGAAACAGCGCCAGUUCCUGCUGGCCAAGAAAACCCCGCCCUGUCACGUGCUGUGAGCCCGCCCUGCACACACAGGGCGAGUGCUGGCCGUGUACCAGUGUCGUCUCCUGCACCUGAAACUGGGCCGUCGCAGAGGUUGCUGCCCAAAGCCAGACCCAUGUCCCUGAGCACCAUUGCAAUCCUGAAUUCUGUCAAGAAAGCUGUGGAGUCAAAGAGCAGGCAUCGGAGUCGGAGCUUAGGAGUGCUGCCUUUCACUGUAAAUUCUGGAAGCCCAGAGAAAACGUGCAAUCAGGUGUCUUCAUACAGUUUGGAGCAAGAGUCAAACGGCACGAUUGAGCAUGUGACCAAGCGGGCCAUCAGCACCCCCGAGAAGAGCAUCAAUGAUGUCACGUUUGGAGCAGGGGUCAGUUACAUCGGGACACCACGGACUCCUUCAUCAGCCAAAGAGAAAAUUGAAGCCAGGAGUCAAGGAAAUGACAUCUUAUGUUUAUCAUUGCCUGACAAACCGCCCCCACAGCCUCAGCAGUGGAAUGUGAGGUCUCCAGCCAGGAAUAAAGACACUCCAGCCUGCAGCAGGAGGUCCCUGCGAAAGACCCCCCUGAAAACAGCCAACUAAACAGCGCAUCCCCACCAGUGUCCGGGCAGGCAAGAGCCCCUCAGGAAGCCGUCUCGUGUCCUCUGUGUGGACAGGCAGCUGGAUCACUUCCCGCAGUCCUUGGGCAGCGCUUUGCUGUGGAACACGAGAGCUCCUCCUCAGGGGCCUGGCACUCACCUGCGUUUAGCCGGCCAGCCCUUUCUAUGCUGUAUGAUGUAUAUGGUUAAACACUGUAAAAUAGAGAUGUGCCAAAUUUAGAUUUUCUUACCCUAAGCCUAAUCUAUUUAAUAUUAUAACUUUAUUCCAUUUGAAAGUGUCAAGCCCAUGCAGAUAAGCUAUAAUCUGGUCUUUAAGGAACACAACUUUAAAACUUCAGCUUUCUUUUAUAUAAAUCAAGCCUCUGUUAACUUGAAUUCCUUAUAGUACAUAUUUUCCCAUCUGAAAUGACAAAAUAUUGAUUGUAAUAUUUUUUCUAUUAUUUAUAAUUGCAAAUUUUUAAAAUAUACAGCUUUCUAAAAGUAAUAAAGGUUUAGGAUAAAUACAGCCUUCCAGUAAAUAGAAUGUUUGUUUUUAGAACAGAGCUCUUACUGGUAAUCAUUUUAAUUUUACAUAAAGCAUGUUAGAGGAAUGAAACCAAAUCUUCCCUAUUAGAAAAAAAAAGAUUGUCUUGAGGGGCAGUUCAUCUGUGCCCAUGCAGAGGCCAUGUGCUUUCUAUAACAGACAUAAAGAGCAUCGCUGCUUGUGAAAAAAUAGCUUUGCGGCCUUCCCCAGAGCAGCACUGAUGGCGAUUUGUGCAGCCCUCUGCUAAGGGCUGUUCCCAUGAUGGGGGGACGGCUUGAGUCUCUUCUGUUCACUCUGUUGGGUAAACUUAACGAUAUUUUUGUUCAAGAAUAUCCAAAAAGAAAUGCAGUUGGCUUGUUUUUUAAUCCCAGUAUUACAAAAGCGAAAGUACAAAGUGAUUAUGUGCGUUGGUUGGUUUGGGGGAUGGAUGGGAUGCCACUGAGCUCUGCCCCUGCUAUCCUAAGUGGGAACUGCAGCGCAGGUGGACUCGGUGGAGAAGAGGCGCAGCACUGCUCUGGAGCACACAGGCUGACCUGCCCAGGCACUGACUCCCCUGGUGGAUGGCUGACAGCAUUUUUAGUGCGCGCGCCUAACCACUGAAAUGCUAGGAAGAAGAGACAAACACGAGAGCAAACAAGAAAGAAUGAAGCAAUGUUUGGGUUUUUUUGAAGCUUUUAUAAAUGAGGUUAAACCAAUACCAAAUUACAGGUGUGUUAGUACAAGUCUGUAAUAUCUAUGUACAGCAACAUCCAUCCCAAGGCAGAAUCAGCCUCGUAUCGGCCUCGAGUCUUGAGUCACAUUCGUAUCUUAAAAUACACGAGUGUUCCUUUUCUGUCUAGUCUCAGUUAUAGGCAACUACUUCCCAGACUCCACUUUCACUGCUCUCUACUUUGUCCGACCUGGUUCCCAUGGCACUAGUGUGGAAAGUUUUAGGGUGUAAGAAGAGGGGGCAAUAAGGCUACCCUAUCACUAUGACAACCAAGAAAGAGGCUGGAGCGUCAUUCCCCAACGCUGAGGGUGGGGAACCAUCCCUCUCUACCACGGUGGCAAUGAUGGAGGGAACUUGCAUGCCCAGUAUCCAGGAUGCCAUGCAGAAGACACCAGGGAGCACUGAGCCACUCUUGGAGCAUUUCCUGCCUCUGCCAGGCGGCCUGCAGCUAAGUGUUUCACGUAACUGAAAAAAGUCAACACCGUCUCAUGUACGCAAUUCAACAAAAGCUGUCAAAGUAUAAAAAACUCAAGACACUGGAAGCUGAAAGACAAGGUGACUAGUGAGAGCCACUCUUCAGGCACACAGUGGAGUGCUCCUCCUGAGCAGCUCCUUGCUUUAGAGCACUUCAGUCCUGGAUCCAGCACGGCAGGGCGUAUGAGGCUGAGAACACAGGGUUCUGAGUGAUGUUUCUAAUGUCCCCCCACAAAUGGGAGCAGUGUCUCCGGCAGAUGAAAAAUUUAAAGUCAAAAAUUAGAAAACUGCUUUUGAUUCAGGCAUUUCGCUUUCCUCCCCACCAGGCCUUUCACCUGGCUGCUCCACCUGACAUUCUUCAAAAGGCUGGACUGGCUGUGGCUGCCACUCCAUAAUGGUUGUUUUGAAAUGAGACAGAGCCUGUGGCGUCUGGGUGCUUUCUCUGUGGCAAAGAGGAACAGUGGGAUCCACGUUCUUUUAAAAAUAUUAUUGUACUUGACAGACUUGAUUUCACAAUUGCCUUUGGCCUUAGACAGUCUUAACAAAUAAUUAAACAAACU
Molecule: messenger RNA, 6996 nt
Organism: Chlorocebus sabaeus (green monkey)
Lineage: Eukaryota; Metazoa; Chordata; Mammalia; Primates; Cercopithecidae
Source: RefSeq, a predicted model, not a curated record